GUGCUGUCAGUAAAAUCGCAAAACAGUUUGCAACAUUUGCUUUUCUCAGCUCGUCGAAACAAUAAAAGCCGAGUAAUUUUAACAAUCUAUUACUACAAAGUAAUCAGACUAGAGACACUGUUGCAAUUAUCAUUGUACUAUUUCCUUUUUCUGAUCUUGCAAAAUCUGAAAUUUAAACUGUCCGGAAAUUCUUUUCGUUAAGUAAAACGUAUUUUCACGAUGAUCCACGUUUCUCAGCGAUUUAUUUUCGCCGUUAUAAUAUAUGCAGCUGCAACCAGCGCAGAACCUGUUGAAGAUAAUAUCACAGACAGCAUUUUUCUGCGUCUUUAUGCCGGAUCUCUAGAUGAAUAUAUUGAUUAUUCACUGGAAAAUGAUACAAUCCUAUCUAAGCUAAUCGACGGCAAACCAACAGUGCUAUAUAUUCAUGGCUUUAUGGAACAUUUAGAGAAAGAGAGCGUCAGAACGGUGAUACAAGCUUACUUGAAGCGGAACGAUCAUAACGUCAUCGGGAUAGAUUAUGGCAAAGUGGCGAAUGACACAUACCCUAAUGUAGUAAAAAACGCUUUUAACGUUGGAACUGCUCUCGCGGAAACCCUUGACAAACUGGUAGCGUUGGGCUUUGACGCAAGAAAAUUGCACGUUGUCGGACACUCCAUGGGUGCCCAAAUCGCCGGCAUCGUCGGUAGAGAAGUAAGCUUUAGGAUUCCUAGAAUUACAGGUUUGGAUCCCGCCGGCCCUCUUUUCAACAUUCUCAUGCCUCGCCUUUCGUCUUCCGACGCCAGUAUGGUGGAUAUUAUACACACGGAUUACGGCUUUUACGGUAUUGGCAGGAGCACAGGCACAGUGGACUUUUUCCCAAACAACGGUGUCCGUGUACAACCCGGCUGUCCGUUAAAUACUACUUUUUACAGCGACGAAGAUUUCUGCAGCCAUCAUCGAUCCUGGAGAUACUACGCCGAAUCCUUGACCGACGAAUCGGCCUUCUUGGGCGUGCAAUGCCCUUCACCGUUCAGCUUUAUAUCCGGCGGAUGCAAUAAUAAUACGCUGAUCGCCAUGGGCUAUGGCACUCCAAUUACAGCGAAAGGAAGUGUUUAUUUGGUGACAAGCCACCAGAGUCCUUUCGCGUUGGAGAAAGGACAUAUUAACAUCAUUUUACCAUCGUUUUGAAUUCAACCGUAAUUACAUAAAAUAACAUUACAGAAAAAAAAUAUGAUCUCUAAUAGCGAACUGGUAUAAAAAAGAAAAAUGCAUUUCAGCCUCUGCGACGUGCGUACACCAUAUUACAUACAUUAAGAAUUAAACGCAACGUCUUAUUUUAUUUCUUGUAACACACACAGCAUAAAUAAUCGCUCGUAUUA
Messenger RNA from Linepithema humile (Argentine ant), 1358 nucleotides. RefSeq names its product pancreatic triacylglycerol lipase-like. Lineage: Eukaryota; Metazoa; Arthropoda; Insecta; Hymenoptera; Formicidae. Gene Ontology annotation, biological process: lipid catabolic process. Gene Ontology annotation, molecular function: lipase activity. The record is from RefSeq and is a predicted model, not a curated record.